Molecule: messenger RNA, 381 nt
Organism: Saccharomycopsis crataegensis
Lineage: Eukaryota; Fungi; Ascomycota; Saccharomycetes; Ascoideales; Saccharomycopsidaceae
Exons: 2
Coding region: 1-381 (126 amino acids)
Source: RefSeq, a predicted model, not a curated record
AUGUCUGCCAACGAUUUCUACAACAACAACGACAACAACUACGAAGGUGGUGAAAGAGGUUUCGGUGGUAACCAAAACCAAGGCAACGAAGGUGGUUUCCAAGAAGAGAACGACCAUGAAGGUGCCAGAGGUUUCGGUGCUACUCUUGCUGGUGGUGUCGCUGGUUUUGCUGCUGCUAAGAAAUUUGGUGGCGAAAACCACCAUGGUCUUAAGGAAAUUGGUGGUGCCAUUGCCGGUGCAUUCCUCGCCAACAAGGCCGAAGAUGCUUACGAAAACCACAAGAGAAACGAUAGAAGAGAAGAAUACUACGGUAACCAAAACCAAGGGGGUCAAAAUGGUCCAGGCGGUCCAGGUGGUCCAGGCGGUCAAGGUAGAUGGUAA